Molecule: messenger RNA, 2089 nt
Organism: Zeugodacus cucurbitae (melon fly)
Lineage: Eukaryota; Metazoa; Arthropoda; Insecta; Diptera; Tephritidae
Gene: BHD
Product: folliculin
Exons: 5
Coding region: 124-1506 (460 amino acids)
Biological process (GO): positive regulation of transforming growth factor beta receptor signaling pathway; positive regulation of GTPase activity; positive regulation of TORC1 signaling
Cellular component (GO): cytosol
Molecular function (GO): GTPase activator activity
Source: RefSeq, a predicted model, not a curated record
UUUGCGAAUGUAAAAGAAAGGAAGAUAAAAAUUGAUUUAAGAAAACAAAACAAUAGAAAAUAUAUAUCGGAGUUUUAUUGAGUUUCUUUAUCUAUUAAAUUAAAUAAUCUUAAUAGUGAUAAUAUGAACGCAGUUAUUGCCCUGUGUCACUUCUGUGAAGCGCAUGGCCCUAAUGCUAUAUUCUGUACGCAAACAUUACGAGAUACAAAACUUGAAGAACUGCAGUUGAAUCAACAACAUGUAGAAAAUAAAAUUUGUUCUGCGUGCAAUUCCCUUGGACAAACUAAUGGCAUGUACAGUAAAGAUAAUGAAAGCGGAGCUACUUUCUUAAGCACACAGACAGCCGCAUUGGCGGAUGUACAACUGCUAGUUAAACAGGCAGCUGUGCGAAGUCUCAGCUGCGAAAUUAACUCCAAUAAAGAUGGAGGUUUUGUAUUCUUUGGUGACUCUUCAAGGGGACAUGUGUUAAGUCAUACAUUUCAAGUGAACGAUUUGCAGGCACGCGGAUUCUACCAACUCUUCUCAAUAAUUGUUCUGAUGAAGGAUAAGUACUUUCUUCUAAACACAAAACCAUUUUUAGCAGAACAUCUACGCAAAAUAUCCGCAGACAUACAAGCAUCUGCUAAAAAAAUUAAUGAUGAGACCAAGGAAUUACCCCGUCAACAACGGUUAUCCAGUGCUCAAGUUUUGGUACAAACACCACGUUCUUUAGUAGAAUUAACUGGUGAAGAGAAUAUUUUUGCAUACUUACAUUCACAUUUUUCGUGGAUACUGUUAGCGGGCUCACGAUUUCUAACAGAGCAUGUAACUUUCGGCAAUUUGCCUUGGUUACCGCCACAAAGCAGUGAUAGGCCACCGCAACAGCGUUUGACUUAUAACAUAACAUUACCAAUGAUACAAAAGUAUGAGGAAACUAUUAAUGAUCCGGAGCGUGAGGAGUUUUAUUCGCUAAGACAUGUGAAGGAAGUCGUACGACGAGAAUUUGACACAGUCGUUUACUGUGCUCUAACUGGAAUAAAAAUAAUUGUACGCGGCAGCUCAGAUCGUACGUUAAACUUUAUGUUGUGUUUGAAAAAACUACUUCCAGAACCUAUGCAUAAUCUCAUGCGUAUUGAUGCACAACAUCAACACUCUAUUAGUUCGGACUAUAAAAUAAUAUCUGUAUCGAACGAAAUAGCAGUACCGAUGGCCUGCAGCUCUGUGUAUCGUGUAGACUUUUUAGAUGAUUCCGCUGAUGGUCAGAAGGUUUGUGUAAAAUGGCCAGGAGAAUUGCCGAGAAAAUGGCCCGAUUUGAUGGUUAAAUUGAUGAAGGCAGUGGACGAAAAACGUUUCACACCACUGGUGUUAAAUAAGCAAACAAAAGUGAUAAUCGAAGAGUGGAAAAACAAAGUCAUAUGUCUAAACCGCGCAAAGUCUGCCAAUGGUCAAGCAAAGCUAAGAAAAGUUUUAGGCGUGCAAGCUCAGGACCAGCCAUUAAUUAAUUACUGGAGUGGGCAUUUACAAUAGGAUCAAAUGUAUAAAUAUGUCUCAAAUAAAAACCUGUGUAUUGUAAACACUACAAUAACAAUACUAGUGAGGAUGUCUAUAUAUUUCAAAUUAAUUUAAUUUGAUGUACAUAUUAUAAAACUUUCAACUUCAAAGGUAAUCAAUCAUUGGUUGUAAUUUCAAUAAAUACGAAACAGAUUCAAUGAUUUUAAAGCACUAGUGCUACACCUUGUUAAAUCGCGUUUUGUCCACAUAGUUGCAGAAUAUAUUUUGGUUUAAUCUUUUAGUAGUAUUUCUAAAAAGAGCAUAAAUAUAGGUUAACCCACUUGUAUCUACGUUGCGGCACAUUUCCAUAGCACAGAAUUAACCUCAUCUAACUAACUAAGCACUUAAAAACACAUAUUUUACUUUGGAAAACAUUAAAAGUAAUUAAUCUUUUAUUUGUAUUAUUCAUAUAGUGCAGGAUGACAUGCACUCUAAAGGUAUAACCUUUGUCACAAAUAUGAAUAUAGCGGAUGUACACAAUCUAAUAACUAAAGUAUAAACGUGUAAAACCGAUUGUUUACUUCUUGUAACCGCAGCUGGAGCGACGACCACGAGCACG